GACUGCAUCAGCUGCCUCGGGCCGGGAGCGGCCGACACCAGGAGAGGGGGCAGCGCGGCGGCGGCGGCGAGCACGGCCUGGGAGGCUGCGGGGCGCCCUCUUACUCCUCGCCGGGUGGCAGCCCCGGAGCGGGCCGGGGGCGCCGGAGGCAUACUCCGGCGAUGAAGCGGCAUCCUCCUCGGCUGGUGCGAGCCGGGGCCAGGGUCCAAGGACAAAGCCGGGAAACGCUGGCGGCGCCCCGCCUCGGGCGGAGGGGGGGGCAUGCACCUGCAUAGCCCGCCGGGCCUCGGCUCUCCCGGCGCGCCUCAACUCCGCGGCUCCGCUCGCCGGCUCCGGAUUUACUAGAAGCCAUUUUGUCUCCCCCCACCCCACCCCUCCCCUCCCCUCCCCUCUGACCUCCCCGCCCCCUCGACUUCCCCCCUUUUGUUAAUUAAAACUAAGAAGUGAGAAUGGGAACGAGGUGGCCAGCUCCGGCGGAGAACGCUUAAGGACACCACGCCAGUUCUUCCCUUCCUUCCGAGAUGGAAAGAGGAGCUCCUAGCUCACUUAAGCCGGGGUAGGGCUGGUUCUCCUUUCCGAGCCAAAAUCCCAGGCGAUGGUGAAUUAUGAACGUGCCACACCAUGAAGCUCUUGUGGCAGGUAACUGUGCACCACACCUGGAAUGCCGUCCUGCUCCCCGUCGUCUACCUCACGGCGCAAGUGUGGAUUCUGUGUGCAGCCAUCGCUGCUGCCGCCUCCGCCGGGCCCCAGAACUGCCCAUCCGUCUGCUCGUGCAGUAACCAGUUCAGCAAGGUGGUGUGCACCCGCCGGGGCCUCUCCGAGGUCCCUCAGGGGAUUCCUUCCAACACCCGGUACCUCAACCUCAUGGAGAACAAUAUCCAGAUGAUUCAGGCCGACACCUUCCGCCACCUCCACCACCUGGAGGUCUUGCAGCUGGGCAGGAACUCCAUCCGGCAGAUCGAGGUGGGGGCCUUCAACGGCCUGGCCAGCCUCAACACCCUGGAGCUGUUCGACAACUGGCUGACGGUCAUCCCCAGCGGGGCCUUUGAAUACCUGUCCAAGCUGCGGGAGCUCUGGCUGCGCAACAACCCCAUAGAGAGCAUCCCCUCUUAUGCCUUCAACCGGGUGCCCUCCCUCAUGCGCCUGGACCUGGGGGAGCUCAAGAAGCUGGAGUACAUCUCCGAGGGGGCCUUUGAGGGACUGUUCAACCUCAAGUACCUGAACUUGGGCAUGUGCAACAUUAAGGACAUGCCCAACCUCACCCCGCUGGUGGGGCUGGAGGAGCUGGAGAUGUCAGGGAACCACUUCCCAGAGAUCAGACCUGGCUCCUUCCAUGGCCUCGGCUCCCUCAAGAAGCUAUGGGUCAUGAACUCACAGGUCAGCCUGAUUGAGCGGAAUGCUUUUGAUGGGCUGGCCUCGCUGGUGGAACUCAACCUGGCCCACAAUAACCUCUCUUCUUUGCCCCAUGACCUCUUCACUCCCCUGAGGUACCUGGUGGAGUUGCACCUACACCACAAUCCUUGGAACUGUGAUUGUGACAUUCUCUGGCUAGCCUGGUGGCUUCGGGAGUACAUACCCACCAAUUCCACCUGCUGUGGCCGCUGCCACGCUCCCUUGCACAUGCGAGGCCGCUACCUGGUGGAGGUGGACCAGGCCUCCUUCCAGUGCUCCGCCCCCUUCAUCAUGGAUGCCCCUCGGGACCUCAAUAUCUCGGAGGGUCGGAUGGCGGAACUUAAGUGUCGGACUCCCCCCAUGUCCUCUGUUAAGUGGUUGCUGCCCAAUGGGACAGUGCUCAGCCACGCCUCCCGCCACCCACGGAUCUCCGUCCUCAAUGACGGCACCUUGAACUUUUCCCACGUGCUGCUCUCAGACACUGGGGUAUACACGUGCAUGGUGACCAAUGUGGCGGGCAACUCCAAUGCCUCGGCCUACCUCAAUGUGAGCACGGCCGAGCUCAACACCUCCAACUACAGCUUCUUCACCACGGUCACAGUGGAGACCACCGAGAUCUCGCCCGAGGACACAACACGCAAGUACAAGCCUGUUCCUACGACGUCCACUGGUUACCAGCCGGCCUAUACCACCUCUACCACGGUGCUCAUCCAGACCACCCGUGUGCCCAAGCAGGUGGCAGUGACCGCGACGGACACCAACGACAAGAUGCAGACCAGCCUGGAUGAAGUCAUGAAGACCACCAAGAUCAUCAUUGGCUGCUUUGUGGCAGUGACCCUGCUCGCUGCUGCCAUGUUGAUUGUCUUCUAUAAACUUCGCAAGCGGCACCAGCAGAGGAGUACAGUCACAGCCGCCCGGACAGUAGAGAUUAUCCAGGUGGAUGACGACAUCCCAGCGGCGGCACCCGCGGCAGCAACAGCAGCUCCGGCCGGUGUAUCAGGUGAGGGGGCAGUCGUGCUGCCCACAAUUCAUGACCAUAUUAACUACAACACCUACAAACCAGCACACGGGGCCCACUGGACAGAGAACAGCUUGGGGAACUCUCUCCACCCCGCGGUCACCACUAUCUCUGAACCUUAUAUCAUUCAGACCCAUACCAAGGACAAGGUACAGGAAACUCAGAUAUGACUCCCCCCCCCCCAAAAAAAAAACUUAUACAAAUGCAAUAGAAUGCACACACACACAAAGACAGCAACUUUUGUACAGAGCGGGGAGAGACUUUUUCUUGUAUAUGCUUAUAUAUUAAAUCUAUGGGCUGGUAAAAGAAACAGAUUAUAUUAAAAUUUAAAAAAGAAAACAAAACAAAACUAUUUUCUAACUUGUAAGUUCUAUUUAAAGGGGGUAGGGGAGGGUACCUUGGGAAUGUUGUGGGGCAGAAGUCACAAGUCAAUUUGCUAUGUGGCCAGAAGGGAUUUCUGGUAUAAGGUUGAAACUGCUAAGAUAAACUUAAAACACCAACAAACAUCCCUAAAGAGUUAGGGCUCAGGCUGCUGAGGGGUGGGGUGGGGGUAGAUGGAAUCUAUCAUUUUUUUUAGAAGAUGCUUCAUAGGACCCAGGACUACCCAUUUCUAUAGACAUCUUUCUUAGGCUGAGAGUUGUCUUUGCAGAUCUACCUUAUU
Messenger RNA from Cervus elaphus (red deer), 3071 nucleotides. It is a transcript of the gene LRRC4, whose product is annotated as leucine rich repeat containing 4. NCBI's taxonomy places the organism in Eukaryota, Metazoa, Chordata, Mammalia, Artiodactyla, Cervidae. Bases 622 to 2580 code for a protein of 652 amino acids. The record is from RefSeq and is a predicted model, not a curated record. Gene Ontology annotation, molecular function: protein binding. Gene Ontology annotation, cellular component: postsynaptic density membrane; glutamatergic synapse; plasma membrane. The transcript is spliced from 2 exons. Gene Ontology annotation, biological process: postsynaptic density protein 95 clustering; modulation of chemical synaptic transmission; synaptic membrane adhesion.